Quercus robur (English oak) is the source of this 371-nucleotide messenger RNA. Its product is annotated as ubiquitin-conjugating enzyme E2 13-like. The transcript has 3 exons. The record is from RefSeq and is a predicted model, not a curated record. Bases 44 to 340 code for a protein of 98 amino acids. Lineage: Eukaryota; Viridiplantae; Streptophyta; Magnoliopsida; Fagales; Fagaceae. Gene Ontology annotation, molecular function: ubiquitin conjugating enzyme activity. Gene Ontology annotation, biological process: ubiquitin-dependent protein catabolic process; protein polyubiquitination.
UUGUGUUCGCUUGUUGCAGUGAGGGGGGUUUCUUAAUGCCAUCAUGAGCUUUCCCUCUAAUUACCCUAACAGCCCUCCAUCGGUGAGGUUUACCUCAGAGAUAUGGCAUCCUAAUGUUUACUCAGAUGGAAAGGUUUGCAUUUCAAUUCUUCAUCCCCCUGGUGAUGAUCCAAAUGGCUAUGAGCGAGCAAGCGAACGUUGGAGUCCAGUCCAUACAGUUGAGAGCAUAAUUUUGAGUAUUAUAUCAAUGCUUUCAAGCCCUAACGAUGAAUCUCCUGCAAAUGUGGAUGCUGCGGUAAGUCUCUAUAGUUAUAUUUUCAUCAUUAUUAUGCAACCCUAAAUUUUGUGCUGCAAUUUUUUUAAUCUAUAUA